Molecule: messenger RNA, 1566 nt
Organism: Indicator indicator
Lineage: Eukaryota; Metazoa; Chordata; Aves; Piciformes; Indicatoridae
Gene: CA6
Product: carbonic anhydrase 6
Exons: 9
Coding region: 184-1566 (460 amino acids)
Molecular function (GO): zinc ion binding; carbonate dehydratase activity
Source: RefSeq, a predicted model, not a curated record
CUAGUGCACUGGACAUACAAAGAAGGAGAGCUGGAUGAAGAGCACUGGGGAAAGCACUUUGCAGACUGUGCUGGCAAGAACCAAUCUCCAGUUGAUAUCCAGAGGAAAAAAGUGAAGUACAACCCCCAGCUGCUGCAGCUGGAGCUGAGUGGUUAUGAUGGACCUCUACAGGGGGAUUUCACAAUGACCAACAAUGGUCACUCUGUUCAGAUCGAUUUGCCCCCCACCAUGCACAUCUCCAGAGGACUCCCAGGCCUCUACACAGCUGUACAGAUGCAUCUGCACUGGGGUGGCCUGGACCUGGAGACCAGUGGCUCUGAACACACCAUAGAUGGGAUGAGAUACUUCGCAGAGCUGCACAUUGUCCAUUACAACUCUGCUGAUUACUUGAGCUUUGAAGAAGCCAAAGACAAACCAAAUGGUCUGGCUGUCCUUGCCUUCCUGUAUGUGGAUGGACACUUUGAGAACACCUACUACAGCGAAUUCAUUUCCAAACUGGCAAAAAUCAGGUUUGCAGGUCAAUCAACAAAGCUCAGUUCUCUGGAUGUCCAAGCCAUGCUGCCAGAAAACCUCUCACACUUCUACAGGUACCAGGGCUCACUAACAACCCCACCUUGCUCUGAGAGUGUGAUCUGGACCAUCUUUCAUUCUCCUAUUGUCCUGUCACACACACAGAUCAGCCUGCUGGAGGGCACCUUGCUGGACUGGCACAACAGGACACUGCGCAACGACUACCGGCAUGCUCAGCCCCUCAACGGGAGGGUGGUGGAGUCCUCCUUCAGACCCAAACCUACCCAAGGUAAAGGCAGUCAACGCUCAGAACAAUGCCACCCAGAAGAAUUCAACCUCAAAUUGGAACAAAUCCAGGUGCAGCUCCAAGACAUGAAGAGAGAGAUGCUGAAUGGAGUAAGCCACACAGGAAAUCUAGCAGCUGGCUUUUUGGUUAUUGCAGGUCUUAAAUCCAGCACUUUUCCAGCUUUCUACUUCCCUGUGGAAAACAUUGAGAGUUUUGUGACCGUUCAUCCUCUCCAUGAUAUGUCUCUUCAAGCCUUCACCUUAUGUUUCUGGACCAAAGCCCAGCAUGAUGGCACUCAGACUGUUCUUUCCUACUCCACACAGGAGAGGGAUAAUGAGCUAGUGAUGACUGUGGGCUCAGAUGUGGGAUUGGGGAUAGGAGGCCAUUUCAUCAGCUUCCCUCUCUUCCACAAGGCACAAGACUGGCUGCACUACUGCGUGGCAUGGGCCUCCCAGUCUGGAAUGGCAAAUUUAUGGCUCAACGGAGCAGCUGGUAAAGAAAAGAAUAUCCAGAAGGGGUAUGUGAGCCAGGCUGGAGGGACACUUGUCCUAGGGAAAGACAGAGACAUUCUUCUUGGCACAUUCUCCAAUGGUUUUGCAGGGUGGAUGACUCAUGUGAACCUGUGGAGCCAAGUUCUCAGUGCUGCAGAUGUCCGGGCACUUGCACUGUGCAAACCAAGCCAGCUGAAAGGAGAUAUCAUAGCAUGGGGAGAAACCUCUAUGACCCUCUUGGGGGGAGUGGUUCUGGAGUCUGACACCAGCUGUCAGUGA